UUUGUCUCCCCACAGCGGCGCGGGGCGCGUUCUCCCGCCUCCUGGCCCCGGCGCACGCGCGCCCCGCCCUGCCCGCCUUUCCUCCGCGCCCUCCCCUCUCCUUUCUCCCUCUCAGAACCUUCCUGCCGCCGCGUUCGGACCUCGCUGCUGCAGCCUCCGGGGCCGUCCCAUCCUUCCAGCCUGCGACCAGCAGCAGAGAAAAACAAAUUACUCAUCAUUUUCUUGCCCCGUACACACCUUGAGGCGAGCAAAAAGAUUAGAAUAAAUUUUAACCAUGAGGGAAAUCGUGCACAUCCAGGCUGGUCAGUGUGGCAACCAGAUCGGUGCCAAGUUCUGGGAGGUGAUCAGUGAUGAACAUGGCAUCGACCCCACCGGAACCUAUCAUGGGGAUAGCGACCUGCAGCUGGACCGCAUCUCUGUGUACUACAAUGAAGCCACAGGUGGCAAAUAUGUUCCUCGCGCUAUCUUGGUGGAUCUAGAACCCGGGACCAUGGACUCUGUUCGCUCAGGUCCUUUUGGUCAGAUCUUCAGACCAGACAACUUUGUUUUUGGUCAGUCUGGUGCAGGCAACAACUGGGCCAAGGGCCACUACACAGAGGGGGCCGAGCUGGUUGACUCGGUCUUGGAUGUGGUCCGGAAGGAGGCUGAGAGCUGUGACUGCCUGCAGGGCUUCCAGCUGACCCACUCGCUGGGCGGGGGCACAGGCUCUGGGAUGGGUACCUUGCUUAUCAGCAAGAUCCGUGAAGAGUAUCCUGACCGCAUCAUGAACACCUUCAGUGUGGUACCCUCACCCAAGGUGUCCGACACUGUGGUGGAGCCCUACAAUGCCACCCUCUCCGUCCAUCAGUUGGUGGAGAACACCGACGAGACCUACUGCAUCGACAACGAGGCCCUUUACGACAUCUGCUUCCGCACCCUCAAGCUGACCACGCCAACCUACGGGGACCUGAACCACCUCGUCUCAGCCACUAUGAGCGGUGUCACCACCUGCCUUCGCUUCCCUGGUCAGCUCAAUGCUGACCUCCGCAAGCUGGCAGUCAACAUGGUGCCCUUCCCACGUCUCCACUUCUUCAUGCCCGGCUUUGCCCCUCUCACCAGCCGUGGCAGCCAGCAGUAUCGGGCCCUCACUGUGCCCGAACUCACCCAGCAGGUCUUCGAUGCCAAGAAUAUGAUGGCUGCCUGUGACCCCCGCCAUGGCCGGUACCUCACCGUGGCUGCUGUCUUCCGUGGGCGGAUGUCCAUGAAGGAGGUGGAUGAGCAGAUGCUUAACGUGCAGAACAAGAAUAGUAGCUACUUCGUGGAAUGGAUCCCCAACAAUGUCAAGACAGCCGUCUGCGACAUCCCACCCCGUGGCCUCAAGAUGGCAGUCACCUUCAUCGGAAACAGCACAGCCAUCCAGGAGCUGUUCAAGCGCAUCUCGGAGCAGUUCACUGCCAUGUUCCGCCGGAAGGCCUUCCUCCACUGGUACACAGGUGAGGGCAUGGACGAGAUGGAGUUCACCGAGGCUGAGAGCAACAUGAAUGACCUCGUCUCCGAGUACCAGCAGUACCAGGAUGCCACCGCAGAAGAGGAGGAGGAUUUCGGUGAGGAAGCCGAAGAGGAGGCCUAAGGCCGAGCCCCAUCACCUCAGCCUUCUCAGUCCCCUCAGCCUUCUUCCUCAACCGCCCCUUUCCCUCAGAAUUCGCGUUUUCUGCCUCUAUCUUGUUUCUUUUGGGGGGGGUGGGUUCUAGAACAGUGCCUGGCACAUAAUAGGCGCUCAAUAAAUAUUUGUUGUUUGUUGAA
Molecule: messenger RNA, 1782 nt
Organism: Camelus dromedarius (Arabian camel)
Lineage: Eukaryota; Metazoa; Chordata; Mammalia; Artiodactyla; Camelidae
Gene: TUBB
Product: tubulin beta class I
Exons: 4
Coding region: 275-1609 (444 amino acids)
Biological process (GO): microtubule cytoskeleton organization; mitotic cell cycle
Cellular component (GO): cytoplasm; microtubule
Molecular function (GO): GTP binding; structural constituent of cytoskeleton; GTPase activity
Source: RefSeq, a predicted model, not a curated record